UUCUGUUUAUUUUUCUAUAAAAUCUUGGGGGUAAAUCGUGGUUUCUCAGUACCUUACACUUCUUCUAUCUGAAGCCUCAGCUACUCAUCCCUCUAACAGCCACCAUGGUUCACUGGACAGCCGAAGAGAAGGCCACUAUCAACGCCGUAUGGAAGAAAAUUGAUCUUGAGCAUGAUGGUGGAGAUGCUCUAGGAAGGCUGCUCCUGGUCUACCCCUGGACCCAGAGGUAUUUCAGUUCUUUCGGAAACCUGUCCAACGCAGCUGCAAUUGCUGGAAAUGCCAAGGUACAGGCCCACGGCAAAAGGGUCCUGGGAGCUCUGGACAACGCUGCCCACCACUUGGAUACCAUUAAGGCCACUCUCCGCGACCUCAGUGACAGCCAUGCCCACCGUCUGUAUGUAGAUCCAGAAAACUUCAGAGUAUGUAUUUAUUAUUAUUAUUUUUAUUAUUAUAUUCUAUAUAACUAUGGUCAUUCUCAAAUAAGACAUGUUUUAGUAGUUAUGAACAGUUAUUCUCUCCCACUGGCCCAUUUAAAGUGGAUAACAUUUAAGAUGAAUAGGGGUUUCCACUAUGUCUCCAAUUUACAUUUGAGGAAUUUCUUGUAAAAUACUAAACUUCAG
Molecule: messenger RNA, 620 nt
Organism: Pelobates fuscus (common spadefoot toad)
Lineage: Eukaryota; Metazoa; Chordata; Amphibia; Anura; Pelobatidae
Product: hemoglobin subunit beta-2-like
Exons: 2
Coding region: 105-605 (166 amino acids)
Biological process (GO): oxygen transport; hydrogen peroxide catabolic process
Cellular component (GO): hemoglobin complex; blood microparticle; haptoglobin-hemoglobin complex
Molecular function (GO): organic acid binding; oxygen binding; oxygen carrier activity
Source: RefSeq, a predicted model, not a curated record